AUGGCCGUCGUUGGAGCCCUACCCGCCGCCGUCCGCUUCGUCGACUCCCGGUCAAAGAGCUGCAACGGGAGGCCUAUCUGGAGCCUCGACGACUACGGCGAGACGGGCGUGCUCGGCCACGGGUCCUUCGGCACCGUCAUCAAGGCGCGCUACUACGGCACCGGGGAGAGCGUGGCCAUCAAGAUCCUCACCUCGACCAGCAGCCAAGACGCGACGCUCCGGGAGGCCGACCUGCUCGCGGCGUGCAGCGGCCACCGCUCCAUCGUGCAGCUGCGCGCCAUGUCCCUGGACCCCGCCACCGACGCGCUCUCGCUCGUGAUGGAGUACGUCGGGCCAAGCCUCAGCGACGUCCUCCGCUGGCGCCACGCCCGCCCGUUCCCGGAGGCCGACGUGCGCUGCGUCAUGCGCCAGCUCCUGUCCGGCGCGGAGCACAUGCACCGGUGCCGCGUCGUCCACCGGGACAUCAAGCCCGACAACGUCCUCGUCGGCGGCGACCGCAUGAGCGUCAAGAUAUGCGACCUCGGGCUCGCCAUGUCCAUGACCGAGUCCCCGCCGUACGGCCGCUGCGGCACCCGCAACUACACCGCGCCGGAGAUCCUCCUGGGGAAGCCCGACUACGACGCGACGGUGGACGCGUGGUCGCUCGGCUGCGUCAUGGCCGAGCUCCUCCGAGGAUGCCCGAUCUUCAGCGGCGCAGAGGACGACGCCGACCAGCUCCUCAAGAUCUUCGCGAUACUUGGCACGCCGAACGAGUGGUCCUGGCCGGCUUACGGCUCCAUGCCGCUCGCUGGAGAGCUGGUGACGCUGCCGAGCAUCCCACACUGUAACAGGCUGCGCGAGAUGUUCCCUGAGCACCGCCUGUCCGCGGAAGGGUUCCAAGUACUGAGCGGCCUCCUCUCCUGCGACGCCGAUAGGAGGCUGUCGGCGACGGCCGCCCUCCGGCAUCCAUGGUUCACCAACAACGUGGACGACGCUCCCGAAUGUCUGAUCUGA
Lolium rigidum is the source of this 993-nucleotide messenger RNA. RefSeq names its product putative cyclin-dependent kinase F-2. The transcript has a single exon. Gene Ontology annotation, cellular component: nucleus. Gene Ontology annotation, biological process: regulation of mitotic cell cycle; protein phosphorylation. The coding region runs from base 1 to 993 and encodes 330 amino acids. NCBI's taxonomy places the organism in Eukaryota, Viridiplantae, Streptophyta, Magnoliopsida, Poales, Poaceae. Gene Ontology annotation, molecular function: cyclin-dependent protein serine/threonine kinase activity; ATP binding. The record is from RefSeq and is a predicted model, not a curated record.